AUGUGGUUCCGUGGAGCUGCGGUUGUGACUUUGUCGUGUUUCCUGUCCGCUCUGCUGUACAGCGCCACAGAAGCCAACUCCUGCUUCCCGCAGUGCAGGGAACGCAGGUGGAGCUCCUGUGUACCCGACACUCUGCUUCCAAGACGCGCUAACGCAGGCGACAUUUGGGGAAGGUCCGAAAAGUCUGGCACGACGUGCAUCCUGUGCAACAAGAGGAGUUCUAGCUCCUGGGUACCGCCUGGCAACACGACCUGUUUUCAGAGAAAAGUGAAUGACUCUGUCGCCAUAGCAGUGAGAGGACAUCCGUUCGGAAGACUUUCUGCCCGAAAGCUUGCGUUUGUUGAGGCUAGGACCACAGCGCUUGCCCUGAUGGACAACAACAUCACCUCGCUGGAACCGCGCGUCCUCGCCAGGCUGUCGUUUCUGCAGUUACUCCACCUGGACUGCAACAGACUCUCUGUCAUCCAGACAGGAUGGUUCUCAGGUCUGGACGAACUGGAAGACCUGACCCUGACGAACAACCGGAUCCGGACCGUCGCGCCCGGGUCGUUCCGCGAACUCCGCCGCCUGAAGACUCUGUACCUGGAGAAGAACCUGCUUCAUACCGUGCGGCCAGGCUGGUUCGCCGGUCUGGCUAACCUGUGGGACCUGCACUUAGGACAGAACCGUCUGGAGAGCAUCUCACUGACAGCGUUCCGGAGUCUCGGUCAGCUUGUGCGGCUGGACCUGCAGGGGAACCUCCUGUCCAGCCUGGACGGACGCGUUCUGUCCGAGCUGGACCGACUGGAGACCGCGAAGAUAGAAGGGGACCGGCUGGCGACGCUGGACGGGUGGGCGGUGCAGACGGUCCGCUGGGGGCUCACCCUGUACCACCCCACCUACCCGCUUACCGAACACUUCCGCACGCAGUACGUGUCUGUUUCCGUACAGGGCUGUCUCAUCUGCUUCCACCGAGAUGAGACAAGACGCGUGUUCCAUCUGGGGUGGAUGGUUGGUGCACCUGACGUGCCCUACUGCGUGGCGGACAGCGCCUGUAGAUGCACGGCGCUGGACAGAGCGCUGACAAAAACCGCGGUUCGUCUCCCAGUGGUUCUAGUCGUUUCUAAACACGGGCGGUGGCGCAAACUCACCACAGAAGGACGAAGUAUCUACAUGAGAGCGUCGGCAACCAACAGUGGUAUCCGUCUGCAGUUGAAGAACGAACUGAGUUUUACGCUCGCCGGGUUGGACGAGGUGGACAACGCCCAGGAGGCUAGCGUCGUCGUCAUCAGCCGCACUGGACAUGGAAACGGUUCGCCACAGCUGCCAACGAUGUACGUGUUGGUCCCAAAUGCGGAAACAACAACCCUCACGGCACCUCACACCGUCUCUACAGAACCGAACGCGUCUUACUCUACUCAUCAUGAUGUGGCGUCAACGUUCAGGGCAUCACCGAACAGUACACAACAAUCUUUCAAGACGUCUCAGACCAGAACACAACAAACCACCACCGCCACAACCAUCAGACAACCAAACGACGACGGAACUGUCUCUCUUGGGGUCCUCAUUGUCAUCGUGCUAGCUCUGAUCGUGACGCCUUCGCUACUUUACCUUAUGGUGAUGAAGUUCAGGAAGGGCGUGAGAUGCAACGCGGAACAACAUCCACGGCACGUACAGAACAGUGCGGCAGACUGCGUGGGGCCCGGAACGUGGCCCGUGUCUGUCCAACAUCACGCCGUUCAGCAGACAGACGACGGCGCGUCGUCAACAGACCAGGCCUCUGCCUCUGGUCAGAUCGAAUACCGCGUGUACUGGGGGAUCUCCAACAGCGGACAACCGACUGUUAGCGUCACACGUCUGUCACACGACAGCCCGCAGGUGACACACGACAACCCUCGGGUGACACACGACAGCCCUUGA
Branchiostoma belcheri (Belcher's lancelet) is the source of this 1899-nucleotide messenger RNA. RefSeq lists its product as uncharacterized. Gene Ontology annotation, molecular function: protein binding. The record is from RefSeq and is a predicted model, not a curated record. The transcript has 5 exons. NCBI's taxonomy places the organism in Eukaryota, Metazoa, Chordata, Leptocardii, Amphioxiformes, Branchiostomatidae. Bases 1 to 1899 code for a protein of 632 amino acids. Gene Ontology annotation, cellular component: plasma membrane.